UCUAACGUCAGUGCCGUUCUGUCAGUAUUUAUUAAUACUACUGUCAUAACAAAGCCGAGUAACUUUAAUUUAAUAAAAAAUAUUCAUUUAAAACAAUACGCAAAAUGCUCACUUUGUGGAAUUUGUUUGAAGCUUCAUUGCUUUGCUUGAAUGCUGUCUGCGUUCUGCACGAAGAAAGAUUUAUGCAAAAAAUGGGCUGGGGUGCCAAUAAUCAGAACCAAGGAUUCGAAGACCAAUCAACAGUGAAGUUCCAAAUUUUAAACUUGGUCAGAUCUAUUAGGACAGUCACCAGAAUUCCAUUGAUUAUACUCAAUAUACUAACAAUAAUUUUUAAAUUACUACUGGGAUAAGAGAGGAACAUAUUUUGUACUUAGGCUUAUAUGAAGAAACCUGUACCAGGAAUACGGAACAAGAACUCGUGAAGGACAUUGUUUUUGCUGGUAAUUACGAAGCUUUCAGAUAUUAAAAACUUAUUUCUA
Molecule: messenger RNA, 479 nt
Organism: Helicoverpa armigera (cotton bollworm)
Lineage: Eukaryota; Metazoa; Arthropoda; Insecta; Lepidoptera; Noctuidae
Product: immediate early response 3-interacting protein 1
Exons: 3
Coding region: 105-350 (81 amino acids)
Biological process (GO): endoplasmic reticulum to Golgi vesicle-mediated transport
Cellular component (GO): Golgi membrane; endoplasmic reticulum membrane; COPII-coated ER to Golgi transport vesicle
Source: RefSeq, a predicted model, not a curated record